AUGACUGAUCAUGGUCUGACACUCGCUCUGAGCAAGACAGAGAUCGUCAUCCUCACGAAAAAACGGAUUGAAACCAUCGUUCCGCUACGAGUUGGGAACGUAGUUGUUCAAACCACGCGAACCGCCAAGUACCUCGGUGUCAUGGUGGACAACAAGUUGAGCUGGAGGGACCAGAUCUUCCGUACGGCGGACAAGGCUGCUAGGAGUGUUGCUGCUCUUAGUAGGCUUAUGGCCAAUGUCGGUGGUCCCCAGUCCAGCCGUAGAAGACUAUUGAUGUCUGCAGUCCAGUCCGUGCUUCUCUACGGCUCUGAGGUGUGGGCAGACGCGCUUAACAAGGAGGCGUACAGGUCGAGGUUCGCACGAGUGCAGCGUUAG
Molecule: messenger RNA, 375 nt
Organism: Macrosteles quadrilineatus (aster leafhopper)
Lineage: Eukaryota; Metazoa; Arthropoda; Insecta; Hemiptera; Cicadellidae
Exons: 1
Coding region: 1-375 (124 amino acids)
Source: RefSeq, a predicted model, not a curated record